CUGUGACAGUUGUCCCAGAAAGGGCAUAAACAGGAUGUGGUGUUGCAUGAAACCUUCCUCCUACUGCACAGCCUGCCCGCUCUGCAACCCCGGUCCCCACCGCUAGAAGACAGCGGAACUGAGAAAAGAAGAGGCCUGUGGACAGAACAACCAUGUCUGACUCUCUGGUGGUGUGCGAGGUAGACCCAGAGCUAACAGAAAAGCUGAGGAAAUUCCGCUUCCGAAAAGAGACAGACAAUGCAGCCAUCAUAAUGAAGGUGGACAAAGACCGGCAGAUGGUGGUACUGGAAGAAGAAUUUCAGAACAUUUCCCCAGAGGAGCUCAAAAUGGAAUUGCCGGAGAGACAGCCCAGGUUCGUGGUUUACAGCUACAAGUACGUGCAUGACGAUGGCCGAGUGUCCUACCCUUUGUGUUUCAUCUUCUCCAGUCCUGUGGGCUGCAAGCCGGAACAACAGAUGAUGUAUGCAGGGAGUAAGAACAGGCUGGUGCAGACAGCAGAGCUCACAAAGGUUCAGGCUGGGCCGGGGCUCCAGAGUGUUAGGGAGAGGUGGUGUGGGUCCUGGGUCUCAGGGAAGAGGGACUAGAGUCCUCACUGUCUCAGUUUUGUUUUGUUUUUAAAGAACUGGGUCUGGCUCUGUCACCCAGGCUGGAGUGCAGUGGCGCAACCUCGGCUCACUGCAGCCUCCUCCUCCCGGGUUGAAGCGAUUCUCCUGCCUCAGCCUCCCAAGUAGCUAGGACUAUAGGCGCCCACCACCACGCCCGGCUAAUUUUUGUAUUUUUAGUAGAGUCAGGGUUUCACCAUAUUGGCCAGCCUGGUCUCGAACUCCUGACCUUAAGUGAUCCACCCACCUCAGCCUCCCAAAGUGCUCUCUUACAGGCGUGAGCCACCGCGCCCGGCCACUGUCUCAGUUCUUGAUGCCGAGACCUCUCUCUGCCCAGGUGUUUGAAAUCCGCACCACCGAUGACCUCACCGAGGCCUGGCUCCAAGAGAAGUUGUCUUUCUUUCGUUGAUUUCUGGGCUGGGGCCUGAAUUCCUGAUGUCUGAGUCCUCAAGGUGAUUGGGGACUUGGACCCCUAGGACCUGAACAACCAAGACUUUAAAUAAAUUUAAAAAUGCAAAAACUCAGA
Piliocolobus tephrosceles (Ugandan red Colobus) is the source of this 1128-nucleotide messenger RNA. RefSeq names its product glia maturation factor gamma (gene GMFG). The record is from RefSeq and is a predicted model, not a curated record. The transcript is spliced from 6 exons. Gene Ontology annotation, biological process: actin filament debranching; negative regulation of Arp2/3 complex-mediated actin nucleation. Lineage: Eukaryota; Metazoa; Chordata; Mammalia; Primates; Cercopithecidae. Bases 153 to 584 code for a protein of 143 amino acids. Gene Ontology annotation, molecular function: actin binding; Arp2/3 complex binding. Gene Ontology annotation, cellular component: cortical actin cytoskeleton.